Episyrphus balteatus (marmalade hoverfly) is the source of this 4769-nucleotide messenger RNA. It is a transcript of the gene Actn, whose product is annotated as alpha-actinin, sarcomeric. Gene Ontology annotation, biological process: muscle cell development; actin cytoskeleton organization. Bases 934 to 3690 code for a protein of 918 amino acids. The transcript has 11 exons. Gene Ontology annotation, cellular component: cell junction; cell projection; plasma membrane. NCBI's taxonomy places the organism in Eukaryota, Metazoa, Arthropoda, Insecta, Diptera, Syrphidae. The record is from RefSeq and is a predicted model, not a curated record. Gene Ontology annotation, molecular function: calcium ion binding; actin filament binding.
AAUUUAAUAUACAAACAUCAAAUUAUAUCGAAUUAAUAAGUAAAUUACAUUAAUUUAAGUGUUUAUAGUGAAAAAUUUUAAAGUUUAUAAACAAAGAACAAACCAAAUAUUGCAAUUUGUUUUUAAAGACGGUGGUAGUUUUGUGCAAAACCGAAACCAAGCAGCAGAGCAGAGAUACAUCAAUUUAUUUUGCAUAGAGGUUGGUUUUCUUCAACAACCGCCACCAUCACCAUCAGAUCAGCCACCACAUCGCCCCCGGUUUAUUGUCGUCUCGUCGUCAUCGACUUAAGCAUCUCGAUCGUUUUCUCGAGAUCGUCGUUGUCGUUGUCGUCGUCGACGUCUUCUCUUGUCUCAGUUUUACCAAUCGACGGACAAAGCAACGCACAACACUGUUGAGCAUUGGACUUCUGCUGGUAUUCGUACUCUGAAAACGUCAUCAUUCAACAUUUUACUUUACACCGCAGUAUAUUUUCUCAGAGGAAAGCAGCAUCAACAUCAGCUAAAGAAGAAACAGGCAGCAUCGAGUCCAAGCCUAAGUGAGCUUGUUGGAAACAAUAUAAGCUGGCACAACAUUAGUUUUGAGUUGGCUACCAACGCGAGCGGGUCUUCUCUAGGCAAACGAGACACGUACAUAAAAAUAUCUUAUAUAUUUUGUGUUCCCCUUUUCUUUCGCUAUACAUAUUUUAAUCUCUAUUUUUAAGGAUAAUACGAACGAACUGUUAACCACCACCCAGUUAAAAAAAAAAAUUAAAUAAAAAGAAUUAUAGUUAAACGUUUCAUAAAUUAAAGCUUCAUGACAAAAAAGGAAUAAACUCGAAUUAUUAAUUUUUUUUAAACGCCUCCCCCCUCCAACACAACACAAAUAUCGAACAUUUCGUAAUAUUCUUUUAUUUCCUGUUACGGAUAAAUAGUAUUAAAUAACCGAAUCUCAAAAUGAUGAUGGAGAACGGGCUCUCCAUGGAAUAUGGAGAUGGAUACAUGGAGCAAGAGGAAGAAUGGGAACGUGAAGGACUUUUAGAUCCUGCGUGGGAGAAGCAACAGAAAAAGACAUUCACUGCAUGGUGUAACAGUCAUUUGCGAAAAGCUGGCACAGGCAUUGAUAACAUCGACGAAGAUUUCCGAAAUGGUCUGAAGUUGAUGCUUUUGUUGGAAGUUAUUUCCGGUGAAACCCUGCCAAAGCCUGAUCGAGGCAAAAUGCGAUUCCACAAAAUUGCUAAUGUUAACAAAGCCCUCGAUUUCAUCGCAUCCAAAGGUGUCCGAUUGGUGUCAAUCGGUGCUGAAGAAAUUGUCGAUGGCAAUCUUAAAAUGACAUUAGGUAUGAUUUGGACAAUCAUCUUGAGGUUUGCCAUUCAAGAUAUUUCCGUGGAAGAGAUGACUGCCAAGGAAGGCUUGUUGCUAUGGUGUCAACGAAAGACCGCACCAUACAAAAAUGUCAACGUUCAAAACUUCCAUUUGUCUUUCAAGGAUGGUCUAGCCUUCUGUGCUUUGAUCCACCGUCACAGACCAGAUUUGAUUGAUUACGCCAAACUUUCCAAAGACAAUCCACUUGAGAACUUAAAUACCGCAUUCGAUGUUGCUGAGAAAUAUUUGGAUAUUCCAAGAAUGUUAGAUCCUGAUGAUUUAAUCAACACUCCAAAGCCGGACGAGCGUGCCAUUAUGACAUACGUAUCCUGCUAUUAUCACGCCUUCCAGGGAGCUCAACAGGUUGGAAAUAUGAAGCAUGUACCCGAACCUACACGAGAAUACACCUACAAUAUCCCGAAUAAUUACAAUGCUGAAACCGCUGCAAACCGUAUUUGCAAAGUUCUCAAGGUUAACCAGGAAAAUGAACGUCUCAUGGAAGAGUAUGAACGUCUCGCUAGCGAUCUUUUGGAAUGGAUUCGCCGCACAAUGCCAUGGCUUAACUCCCGCCAAGCUGAUAACUCAUUGGCUGGUGUUCAGAAAAAACUCGAAGAAUACCGUACCUACCGUCGCAAGCAUAAGCCACCACGUGUUGAACAAAAAGCAAAACUCGAAACCAAUUUCAAUACGUUGCAAACAAAAUUGCGUUUAUCGAAUCGUCCUGCCUAUUUGCCAACAGAGGGUAAAACUGUCGCUGACAUUUCCAAUUCAUGGAAGGGCUUGGAAUUGGCUGAGAAAGCGUUCGAAGAUUGGCUUCUAGCUGAAACUAUGCGUUUAGAACGAUUGGAACACUUGGCCCAGAAGUUCAAGCACAAGGCUGACACUCAUGAAGACUGGACUCGUGGUAAAGAAGAAAUGCUUCAAUCACAAGACUUCCGUCAAUGUAAGCUGAACGAUUUGAAGGCAUUGAAGAAAAAACAUGAAGCUUUCGAAUCUGAUCUGGCGGCUCAUCAAGAUCGUGUCGAACAGAUUGCAGCUAUUGCACAAGAAUUGAAUACUCUCGAAUACCACGACUGUAUCUCCGUGAAUGCGCGCUGCCAACGCAUCUGCGAUCAAUGGGAUCGUUUAGGUGCACUUACCCAACGCCGUCGCCAGGCCUUGGACGAAGCUGAACGCAUUCUCGAAAAGAUCGACAUUCUUCACUUGGAGUUUGCCAAACGCGCUGCACCAUUUAAUAACUGGUUAGAUGGAACACGCGAGGAUCUCGUGGACAUGUUUAUUGUUCACACAAUGGAAGAAAUUCAAGGAUUGAUUCAAGCCCACGAUCAAUUCAAGGCUACUCUCGGUGAAGCUGAUAAGGAAUACAAUCUGAUUGUAAACCUUGUCCGUGAAGUUGAAUCCAUUGUCAAGCAACACCAAAUUCCCGGUGGCCUGGAAAAUCCUUAUACCACUCUAACUGCCAACGACUUGAAUCGUAAAUGGGGAGAUGUUCGUCAACUUGUACCCCAACGCGACCAAACUUUGGCCAAUGAGUUGCGUAAGCAACAAAACAACGAAAUGUUGCGUCGUCAAUUCGCUGAAAAAGCCAACACCGUUGGACCUUGGAUCGAACGCCAAAUGGAUGCGGUCACAGCAAUCGGUAUGGGUCUGCAAGGAUCGCUGGAAGAUCAAUUGCACAGACUCAAAGAAUACGAACAAGCUGUAUAUGCCUACAAGUCAAAUAUUGAGGAACUUGAAAAGAUUCACCAAGCCGUUCAAGAAUCGAUGAUCUUUGAAAACCGAUACACUAACUACACAAUGGAGACACUGCGUGUUGGUUGGGAACAAUUGCUAACAUCAAUUAACAGGAAUAUUAACGAGGUAGAAAACCAAAUUUUGACACGUGACUCGAAGGGUAUCACACAAGAACAGCUCAACGAAUUCCGUUCAAGUUUCAAUCACUUCGAUAAGAAUCGCACUGGCCGUUUGACUCCCGAAGAAUUCAAAUCUUGCCUUGUGUCAUUAGGCUACUCUAUUGGUAAGGAUCGUCAAGGUGAACUGGACUUCCAAAGAAUCUUAGCUGUUGUCGAUCCAAACUCAACGGGUUAUGUUCACUUUGAUGCGUUCCUAGAUUUCAUGACAAGGGAAAGCACAGAUACCGAUACUGCAGAACAAGUCAUCGAUUCGUUCAGAAUUCUUGCUUCAGACAAGCCAUACAUCUUGCCCGAUGAACUCCGCCGCGAAUUGCCACCAGAUCAAGCUGAAUACUGUAUUCAAAGAAUGCCACCCUACAAAGGACCCAACGGUGUACCCGGAGCUCUGGACUACAUGUCCUUCAGUACGGCUCUCUAUGGUGAAACAGACUUGUAAUUUCAAACUCAACUAUUAAAACAAAAAAAAAAUAUUACAUUUAAAUCUAAAUUAUUAUAAAACAUAAAAGAAAAACCCAAACAAGAAACAAAUAAAACAUAUUACUGUACCUACGAAGCAAAAGGAGGAAGAAAAAAAAACGCAAGUGUUGUCAAUUUCUACUUACACCAUAGAAGAAAAAGCACAAGGGAAGAUCAAGACCACCGAUGUUCUUAAUUGGUCGAGGAUACUAUUUCAAUUUUUUUUAUUCUUAUUUUAUUUUCAUCAAAGCUUUUCCAUUGAACGCUGAUUGUCAGUUUUGAACGCAUUGUGCAAAUACAUAAACACCCAUUAAAUUAAAAACGAUGAAUUUCUAGAAAAAUAAAAAAUGCAUGUACAAAACAUUCACACAAACAUAAACAUCAUGCAUUGCAUAAUUACACUCUGAAUCAAUGAAAGAGUAUAUAGGACACUUAAAUGCCGAAAAAUCUCACAGAAGAAUUUAUUUUUUUUUUGUUAUUUAUAACUUUAUAUAUAUAUAUACGAUACAUAACUUAUUUUUAUUAUUUUGAGAUUUAAUAACUAAUAUAUACAAUAGAUAUAUAUAUAUAUUUUAAUUUUAAUUAUUUUGUUAUAAACAAUUAUUUUAUUUAACAUAAGAAAAAAGCCAGCCACGAGUAAAACAAUUUUGUGAGAGCGUAAAUAUUAGAAGCUUGUAUAAUUUUUACAAGACAGUUAAAAAACUUAGAUGUACGUUUGUAGCAGCAAAGAAUUUCGUUUAAAUUUCCGAUGAGCAUUAACAGAAAAUACAACGAUAAUAAUUUGUAUUGUGAGGCAAAACAAUAGUUUAUUCUAUAAAUAAAACAGUUGUUCGAAUAAUCAUGGAUUUGAGAGAGAUGUCCUUGAUUAAACGCUCUGUUUUUUUGGUAUAAAAAAUUGUUUUCGUACACAAAAGGAAUUUUGUCAAACAAACUUAAUUUAACUUAGGAGUAUGAGCUAUUCACACAAUAAAAUAUCAAACCUUAAACAAUAAAAAUUAUAAAAAUAAUAAAAAAAAACACCAACACAGUAAACUACUCAACACAAGCUCUUAUUUAAUU